Molecule: messenger RNA, 1752 nt
Organism: Momordica charantia (bitter melon)
Lineage: Eukaryota; Viridiplantae; Streptophyta; Magnoliopsida; Cucurbitales; Cucurbitaceae
Product: beta-galactosidase
Source: RefSeq, a predicted model, not a curated record
ACAGUGAGCGACACGUAACUCGGAUUCCUGAGGGGUUUGAAAGUUUCUUCCACCAGAGAGAGAUGCGCGGCCAAGAUUUCAGAGGUUUCCGUUUCCCCCAACCGUCUGCUUCAUCUUCACUCAUCUUCUUCAUCCUUCAUCGUCUCCUUCCCGGACCUACUCUCUCUUCGGUUUGAUCCGCUCACCAAUUACUCCGCCCGGCAAUGGGAAAUUGGAUGAACAAGGAGCCUCCGCCGCCCAUGGUUCUCGUUCCCCCACUCUUCGAUUAUCCUCCUCUUGCUGCUCGUACCAGGAUGUUGGAGUCGUCGUAUAACUUGUUGUUUGGGAAGCUUGCUUUAAAAUGUCUUUUCGAUGAUUAUUUCGAUGAAGCUAGGCAUUUUAGCACAAUGAUCAUGCUGAAGCCCAUUGAUGACCCCCACGUGGAUUUGGUCGCAACCGUAUCAGGUCCACUCGAUCAUAAACCUGAGGAGAAGAUUGUAGGGAAUGCACUGUUUCGAUGGCAAAGUAACAUUGAUGAUCCCCAUACAUUCGUGGACCUUUAUGUAUCAAACUCUGACCCGGUUUUACAAAUGAGGUCAUGUGCAUACUAUCCUAAAUAUGGAUUUGGAGCUUUUGGUAUUUUCCCACUGCUACGGCAGCAAAGAUUAUGUUCUGAGGACUAUGGUCUUAUGGGACUCAGAUAUGGCUCAAGGAAUCUGUCACUUGGAGUCACACUUAUGCCUUUCUCCUCGAAAGAUGAACUACCAAAAAGUGCAUGGCUGGUCAGCAAGAUGGGGAGGCUAACUACUGGAGUGCAAUAUGAACCACAAUAUGGGAAUAAAGAUGGUGUGUCAUAUAAAAAUUUAAUGAAUUGGAGUUGUGCAGUUGGCUACGAUGUGGGUUCAGGGAGUCCUUUGAGCCCGUCUUUCAAUUUUGGUCUUGAACUUGCUAAAAAUUCAAAGUUCAUUGCCUCAUUCUAUCAACAUGUUGUGGUUCAACGGAGGGUGAAGAACCCCCUUGAAGAAAAUGAAAUUGUUGGAAUUACAAAUUACAUCGACUUUGGCUUUGAGUUGGAGACUAGAGUUGAUGAUGUCAAACCAGAAAAUAAUAUUCCCGAUUCCACUUUUCAAGUAGCAGCAUCAUGGCAAGCCAAUAAAAAUUUCUUACUGAAGGGGAAGUUGGGCCCUCUUAGCUCUACACUUGCUAUGGCAUUCAAGUCAUGGUGGAAACCUUCAUUCACUUUCAGCAUCUCAGCUACCAGGGAUCGUACAGUUGGAAGAACUGCAUAUGGAUUUGGCAUCCGUGUCGAAAAUCUUAGAGAAGCCAGUUAUCAAAGAGCUGAUCCAAACUUUGUGAUGCUUACACCGAGCAAGGAGCACCUUGCUGAAGGCAUGGUUUGGAAAAUUGGGAAGAGACCGAUGCUGCAGUCCGCUAUAAAUGCUGGAAAUUUUGAUGGCAUACCAAAGGAAUUAAGACCCUUGAACAAAAUUUUGUGAACUUUGUUGCUUCCUUGCAAUUUUUUACCUGACACAAGCAGAAAUUUCUUCUUAUCCUGAAGAACAGAAGAUGCUGCCUUUGUAAUCUUGGAUUAGAGUUGGCUCUGCUAGUAGUGUAGUAGUGACUUGCAGAAUUGUUAUUCCUUUCCCUCUUUUUCCACUUCACUGACAAGGAAGCCUAGACUGGGAAGCAUCUGUCAUCUGUCAAAGGAAUUAAAAUGAUCUAUUUUUCAAUAGUCAGGUUAUGAAUUAUGAUGGCUCAUUACCUGUUUUGCCU